Molecule: messenger RNA, 348 nt
Organism: Emiliania huxleyi CCMP1516
Lineage: Eukaryota; Haptophyta; Isochrysidales; Noelaerhabdaceae
Exons: 1
Coding region: 1-348 (115 amino acids)
Source: RefSeq, a predicted model, not a curated record
AUGGCACCGACGCAGCUCAGCAUUCUGCUGGAGCGCCUGCUCAACGAACUCGGAAUAGCCAACCUCAGUAUGUUCGAGGCUGUGCUCAUGCACGAUACAGGCGCGGUGUUCGACGCGGUCCGAAGCACCGCUGCAGCCGCAGAGGCUGGUGCGGCGGUUUAUGCCAGCUCGGCCACGAGCAAUGUUGUUGUGUGCCCAAGCAGCACUGCUACCGCUGGCGCAAUCUCUGUUCAGCACGAGGGCAGCAUCUCCCGCACUCUCGUCAGCACAGACGCGCAAACCACGCUAAAGGGCUCGGACAUCCAUGCAGCCGCGAGUAGUGCGACUGCAGAGAUGCUGCUGGGGUAA